AUGUCUCAGCCCUCCGGCGUCCACACAUCGUCCAGCUUUGAAACUACAGAUGGGUUACCAUUAGACGCGCUACAAUACCUCAUUCCUGACGAUUCCCUAUCCCAACGCGAAAGCCAGAGCCAACUACUAUCUGAAAGCCAGUUUGGAUCAGUUCCAGACCUUCCAGACCUUCCAAACCAUCGACCGCGCGUAGCAUCUCAUGCCCCAAGCACCCUUACGCGAAUCAAGCCCGACCGUAUUAACGAAUUUAUCGUCUACACACCAGAAAUGACAGCGGAAUUCGUUAAGUGCCCUACAAACCGUCGUGCAGAGUGCUGGAAAGGGUUCCAACAAGUUGCAAAUGCCAAAGAUGGAAAGCCAGGCGUUAUGUGUAAUAAGUGCCGCACAGUUCUUACGCAUCCAGCUACAAACCAUACUGGAACUUCAUCGAUGCAGAAACAUCUCGCUGGGAUAAGGUGCCGCCAGCAACUACCGAAGAAGGCUAAUAUUCAGCAACUACUUAGUGACGCGGCCGAGAGAAGACCAGCGCCUACCUUUACCCAGCAAAUAUGGGAGCAGAUGCUUCUUGAUCUAAUCACUACAUCUCAUUUACCGUUCCUAUUCGUCGAGCAUCAAAAAUUCCGUAACCUCUUUUCCUACGCACGGCUAGCACCCACACCACCAAGCUUUCCAUCAAGAAAGGUGAUUCGCGAGCGCCUCCGGAGUUUCGUGAUAGAGUAUCAACAGGAGACACUGCAACGGCUCCCAUCUAGUGCAAAACUAUCACUUGCACUUGACUGUUGGACUUCACCAUUCCAGGACGCAUUCAUGGCUAUCACAGGAUACUUCCUAGACCAGGAAUGGGAGUAUCGCGAGGUCCUCCUUGGAUUUGAGCCACUUUCUGGAACUCACUCUGGCGUGAACCUCGGUGAGGUUGUUCUCCAGAUUUUACAAAAACACCAAAUCACUAACCGUGUGCUGGCGGUGACAACUGAUAAUGCGUCUAAUAAUAAGACACUUGUCACAGCGGUGAAUGAUUCAAUCCGGGAACUACAGCUAAGGACGGAUUCAACGAUUAUCCAAGUGCCCUGCCUUGCGCAUGUUAUCCAAUUGAGUCUAGUUGAAUUACUUGGUAAAAUCAAGGCUUCACCGAAGAAUGAAAAUGCCGAAUCAGAAUGGUCUGAUGAUCGUGUACGAUUACUUCGUGCGCGCCAGCAGAAGCGAGAUAUCGCCGAUACUCUGAAUAAGGUUCGAGGUCUUGCGGUUUUUAUUAAUGGAAGCCCUCAACGCAAGGAAGCAUUCCUAAAUCUCAAGUCUAAUAGGCAAAAGCUUGUCCCAAUCCAGGACGUUUGUACGCGAUGGAAUUCGACGUUUCUUAUGCUCCGACGGGCAAAAAGGCUUCAUAUCACAUUUGACGAGUACUGUUUGCUCCAUGAUCAACCCAAUUUUGCAUUAAGUGCAGAAGGGUGGCGACAGAUUGACUAUCUGCUUUACAUCCUCCAGCCCUUCUUCACGUUCACUACAUUAGUUUGUCAAACUAAAGACUCCAGUAUUCACCUCGUCUUUAGUAUUUAUAACAGGCUCUUUGAUCAUCUUGAAAGAUCUAUGCGUCAGCUUCGUCGAAAGAAGGUGACCUGGAAACAGCUGAUGCUUUCCUCCCUAAUAGCGGCGAAAGAAAAACUAUCAAAAUACUACGGUAUGACUGAUCUUGUCGAAGGUGAUCUCUAUGCAAUUGGAACCAUCUUAGAUCCGUCAAAUAAGAUGGAGUUCUUUUCAACAAGUGAUUGGGCCCCAGAACACAAUAUUGAAAAGGACUAUAAAAAGCAAUACCAUGAGAGUCUUCGGUCUCUUUUCGAGACAUACAGCCAAUAUACUCUAUCAGAUAUGACACAGUCUGAUAGUAUGUUAUUACCAGCCAAAUCAGCGCUUGAGAGGGCCUGUAAGGGCGAUUCCUUACAGUUUCGGCAAUCAACCGGUCCGCAACACGACGAGCUAACUAGAUAUCUCCAGAGUGCCACUAUCGAUGAAUCUGCUCGGAUCUUCUGGAGAAAUCAUGAGAAGGAGUUCCCUAUUCUUGCAAGGAUUACCCGUGAUAUAAUGUCAAUUCCAGCGACUGGUGCCGGAGUUGAGCGUCUUUUUAACUCUGCCCGGGACGUUUGCCACUACCGCCGGGGGUCGUUGAACCCAGAGACUGUUCGCGAUAUCAUGUUGUAUAUGUGUACAACAAGAUUCGAUACUAAGGAGGAGCAGCGAGUGAUUCUCCAAGAGUAUCUUUCAGAGGAAGAGAUCGCAGCUUCGUCUGAAGAACUUGAUAUCCAGACAACUUGCUAUGAGGCCAUUAGUGAUACCGAGGAAGGCGUCGAGAUACAUCUUAAUACACCGGCUACAACAGUAACUACGCAAGCAACCCAAGACGCACCACCACUCUCAGCGGUCGCCGCUGGAAAGCGGCGGGCGGUCUCUUCUGACGAUGAGGAAGACUCUGAUAGCGAUGAAUUUACACAUCCAGUUAAGAACUUGGCUUUACCCUUACCUGAUAUGCAGCAUCGUGUAUCAGGUAGGAUACGGAAGAAGUCGAGACUACUAGAUGGGUAUAUAGUUUGA
Messenger RNA from Penicillium canescens, 2583 nucleotides. RefSeq lists its product as uncharacterized. NCBI's taxonomy places the organism in Eukaryota, Fungi, Ascomycota, Eurotiomycetes, Eurotiales, Aspergillaceae. The record is from RefSeq and is a predicted model, not a curated record. The transcript has 5 exons. Bases 1 to 2583 code for a protein of 860 amino acids. Gene Ontology annotation, molecular function: protein dimerization activity.